GGGGCUGAGGAAAAAGAUGGGGCUGAUUGGAGGAAUCAGUUGGUUAAUUAGUACUCAUAUUUUAGAAUCUUGAUACGCACGAUUAAGGCGCCGAACAUCUCACAUGAGCCGGUACGUCUAAAAGAAAAACAUUUUUUGCAGCUAGGUGCUGAAGGCUUAGAGUACGAGCUGGACAUAAGCAAAACGCCAUAGCUGACACCCACCAUAUUUCAACUAGAGGCCCCAAUGCCAAUAGUUCUUCAGCAGUACUCAAGUCUGGCCACUUCGUCACCAUGCUCCUCAGAAGAGGAGCUGGUGCUGGCCGCGGACGAGUCCCGGCCGGCCUCGGACGAGCCGACGCCCGUCCGCAGCUGGCGCAGCCUGGCCGCCUUCUGGCUGCUCGGACUCUGCAACAAUUAUGCCUACGUCAUCAUGCUGAGCGCCGCGCACGACAUCCUGGACGGCGGCUUCCAUGCGAUGCGUGUGGUGGAUGACACAGGUCGUGACUGUAACCCCACCUCCACGGGCGCCAUCCUGCUGGCCGACAUCCUGCCUGCGCUGGUCGCCAAGGCCGUCUCGCCGGCCGUUAACGUGAACACGCAUGUGCGGGUGCUGGUGACGGUGCUGCUCUCCGCCUUGUCCUUCGUCCUGGUGGCCGCUUCGGUGGACUCGGUCAUGGCCUACACGGGCGUGGUGUGCGCAUCGCUCUCCAGCGGCAUAGGCGAGGUCACCUUCCUGGCCUACACAGCCCAUUUCCAUAGUGACGUGGUCUCCACCUGGUCCAGCGGCACGGGCUUCUCGGGCGUGCUCGGCUCGUUCAGCUACGCGGCUCUCAUCAGCGUGGGCCUCUCGCCGCGCACCACGCUCUUCGUCAUGCUGACCUGCCCGGCCGUCAUGGUGUUCACAUAUGUGGUGCUGCUGCGCCACCCGCCGUCGCACGCCGUCUGCUGUCGUCCGGCGCCGCAGCCUGACGCCAGGCCGCCGCCGGCCCCGCUACGCACCCGCGAGAAGCUGGCGCUGCUCCGCCAGCUGCCCGUGUUCAUGGUGCCGCUAGGCCUGGUCUACACGGCCGAAUACUUCAUCAACCAGGGCCUGGUAGAGCUCAUCUGGUUCCGGGAUAUCUGGCUGUCGCACAGCGAACAGUACCGCUGGCUGCAGGUGAUAUACCAGAUCGGCGUGUUCGUCUCGCGCUCGUCCGUCAACCUCUUCCACAUCCGCCGGAUAUGGGUCCUGACCGUGCUGCAGUGCGUCAACGCGACGUUCUUCUUCUACGAGGCGUACUUCCUCUUCGUGCCCAGUUUCUGGCUGGUGGCGCUGCUCGUGCUGUGGGAGGGCCUGCUCGGCGGCGCCGCCUACGUCAACACCUUCUACGCCGUCUACCACCAGUUCCUCAGCCGCGAGCGCGAGUUUAUCCUGGGCACGGUGUCGCUGGCCGACUCGAUGGGCGUGGCGGUGGCUGGAGCCGUCUCGCUGCCCGUGCACAACGCCCUCUGCCGGCUGCCGGGGCCGCGCCAGUGACACGGCCGUGCACGCCGCCGAACGGCCGUCCUCGGCGGCACCCACAGACGCGGCACCUCCGCGGGACCAGCUGGCUCGAGCCCGCUGCGGGAGCGCACAGCUGGUAUCCUCCAGGACUGCCGGGCGGACGUCCGCCCUGGCGGUGGCGAGCCGGCGUCUCGGAGUGACGUGGAGCUAGCGCGCUCCACGCCGUACCUCCUCGCGUUGUGUUCAACGUCUGUUUUAAGUCACUGGAAGUAAAAGCGUUGUUCUACGGACGCUGCUGCAAGGCAGACGCUAUAGUUAUUUGGUGGAGCAUCAACGAAAUGAUGAACCACACAUCCCCGACGUACCUGACGGUCUGAGAUGUCUUCCCUGUGUCUCUGUUGUGAGCCGCCAUGACGCCAUCACUUAGUACGCUGUGUAGCGGUUGUGUGUGGGUUCGGAGAAGUAAACUUGUGUUUUAAAAUGUUGCAUUGUUGUAAAUGACUACACAACUCGCGCUGUGAUCUUUUCACAAAUGUGACUGAGUCGGUGCCUACGGUGUCUCCUGUCUUAUAAUUCCAACAUUGAUCGGUUUGACCUCUGUCCGUUAAUACGUUUUCGUUCGCGAAGGUUCGUAAAGACCGGUUCUGCGUCUAGCUGUUUUAUAUUUGUGGUGUGGACCAUGAAUAUAUUGGCAUGUGCUUUGUAUGUAUUAUUCCGUUAUACAUUUUUCACGCGAAUAUAAUGCCGCAUGCUUUGCGUGCAUGCAUCAGUCAUUUGUUUAAUAUUGGCAAGGCUCAUGGCGCCUGGCAGGGUGCCGUAAAAAGCAGCGGUGCAGUUGUUAAUUUGAUCAACCUUAGUACGUUAUAUCGCGACGAUAGCUUGGCACUGACUGCGCAUCUAGCCUCUGUAAAUGACUGGAUGGGGACUCCCUGUCUGUGGAACUAAUAUACCGAC
Molecule: messenger RNA, 2418 nt
Organism: Pollicipes pollicipes
Lineage: Eukaryota; Metazoa; Arthropoda; Thecostraca; Pollicipedomorpha; Pollicipedidae
Product: battenin
Exons: 10
Coding region: 226-1497 (423 amino acids)
Biological process (GO): regulation of intracellular pH; lysosome organization
Cellular component (GO): lysosome; membrane
Source: RefSeq, a predicted model, not a curated record